AUGGGGUCUCCGGAUGCUGCACCAAGUCACCAAAGCAGAAACCCUUUGCCCUCCCUCAGUUUCCCUGGCAAGGAUACUUUGAGGUUCGCUUCCAAAAUACCUGUCACCUUGCCCAUGCCUUUUUUGAGUCCUUGCGACAUGUACUCGGGUCAACAUUUACCUUACACCUACGCGCCGUCGGUGAAUAGGGCGCUAUCGCAACCAGGCUACAUCUCCCCGCCCGAGCCACGUCUGAUGAACGAAAACGAGAAAGUCAAGGCCGUGCCCCGUCAGUCCCUGCCUUCGAUCCACGAAGCCAUCAAGAUUCCCUAUCCCGCUCCUAUUUCCGCUCCUCUAUCACAAGCCGGGCACUGUGAAUUGCCAACCCCAACCCCAUUUUUCAAUGGCCCGGCGUCUGGCUCCUUGAUGCGUGAACCAAACUGUACCCGCCAGAAACAGCUACAGACCGUGGCUUCGCGAAACAGUUUGGCCAUGGUUAACAAGUUUGAUUCACGGAAUGAGUCGAUGCACACCUCCAAAUCAGGCAAAUCCCCGACCCAAAGCGUUAGAACCGGCAUUUCAUCGAUUUCGGGCCCCCAAGAUUUCUCAGUUUACGAUUAUAGUGCACCUCCGUCCACUGACAGUGUGGCCACGCCCAAUGACCACAGUCGUUUCCCUUGCACCUUUUCCUUCCGUCAACAGCCGACUGGCCCGUCAUACCCUCUAUCUUAUAAUAUGCGAGCACAUACGGGUGCGCUGCGCGUGGAAGAAGCCAAAGGUGGUUAUGUGGGUCGUUCGAUUCCUGGUCAACCCCUCCGUGGUUCGGGUAAACGGCAUUUGGACGUUUACGACGUGGAACAGUCUCUGAAUGAGAUCCGCGAGACAAGCACACGAACACUGCAUUUUUCGCGGCACUACGCUGCUCUUGCACACCAAACACAACGGCCUAAUCCGACCUCAGGGUACCUGCCCUUGCUCGGAGAAGUGGAGGACAUGCUCUGUAUGCAGCGUCGGAACAGGGAUGCGCUGAAUCGGAUACGGACCGUCGUGUUCAACCAAGGACAGGACAUGGUGGAGCAGAUGACGAAGCGCAAGGCGUUCAAGUACAAAGAAGACGAGCUCAUGGCCCUGUACCAAGACGAGUUCAAAGGCGCGGGUGGGUUUUCCGGGGCGAACUCGAAGACACUGCGUGGAGUAAGGUUUGCACUUAUCUUUUAUACUUUAUUUACGAAUUUACCUCCUUGCGACGUGUAUCUCUGCCCAUUUAUCUGGGCGCCCCUCUUGGCCCUUGCGACAGCUGCAACGAAGCCGAAACGCCAAAACGGUGCCAUCGUCAAGAUGGUUCCCGAAGGCUGUGUAAUGGCCGCGGUGUGCACUACGAUGUGCCCUAACAAUCCCGGGACAAUGAGAUCGAAGCUCAAGUCAAAGCCCGUCCUCGACUCCGCAUCACCCACCGAUCGGUGA
Messenger RNA from Penicillium canescens, 1443 nucleotides. RefSeq names its product Zinc finger NHR/GATA-type. Lineage: Eukaryota; Fungi; Ascomycota; Eurotiomycetes; Eurotiales; Aspergillaceae. The record is from RefSeq and is a predicted model, not a curated record. The coding region runs from base 1 to 1443 and encodes 480 amino acids. The transcript has 4 exons.